UCUGAUCAGACAAUAAUUAUAACUGGAGGGACUUCUGGAAUAGGUAGAGAAACCGCGAUGAAUCUUAGUAUGAGAGGGGCGCGUAUAAUUCUACCCUGUAGGGAUGUAAAAAAAGGUUAUGAAGUGGCAGGGGAUAUAAAAAGUGAAACACAGGGAAUUAUUGAAGUUGAAGAGUGUGAUCUUGCUUCGAUUCCUUCAAUUAAAAGGUUUUGCGCUAAAGUCCUAGAAACGGAGUCUCGAGUCAACAGUUUAAUCUACUGUGCUGGAGUAGAGAAUACUCCACAGUGGACCACACCGGAGGGAUUCAACUACCAGUUGACCGUGAACUACCUCUCCCAGUACCUAAUGACCUUCUUAUUGCUCCCUGUGAUAAAACAUUCUGCACCAGGUUCAAGAAUAAUUAAUGUAAGCUGCCAUUCCCACAGAGAGGCAACUCUAAACCUAAGCACACUUUUUACCGAGAUGGAAAACUACUCCACUAGAUGCCAAACCGCACUCUCAAAGCUGUGUGUUGUUCUGCACUCAGCUGAACUGGGCCGAAGAUUGGAUGGAACUGGGGUCACCGUGUACUGUGCCAAUCCAGGUCCUUGCAACACUAAAAUUGUAAUAAACCAGGUCCUUGCAACACUAAAAUUGUAA
This is a messenger RNA of Eurytemora carolleeae, 639 nucleotides long. Its product is annotated as retinol dehydrogenase 13. The record is from RefSeq and is a predicted model, not a curated record. The transcript has 11 exons. Bases 58 to 639 code for a protein of 193 amino acids. NCBI's taxonomy places the organism in Eukaryota, Metazoa, Arthropoda, Copepoda, Calanoida, Temoridae.